Molecule: messenger RNA, 1419 nt
Organism: Melampsora larici-populina 98AG31
Lineage: Eukaryota; Fungi; Basidiomycota; Pucciniomycetes; Pucciniales; Melampsoraceae
Exons: 8
Biological process (GO): basic amino acid transport; transmembrane transport
Cellular component (GO): fungal-type vacuole membrane
Molecular function (GO): basic amino acid transmembrane transporter activity
Source: RefSeq, a predicted model, not a curated record
CUCAGCGUCUUUCUUGGAGCACUCGAUAGUACAAUUGUCGCAACCUUGAGUUCUUCAAUAGCUUCCUCGUUCUCAGCUGCGAAUGAGGUCUCUUGGCUAGCAACAUCGUAUCUCCUCUCACUUUCAGCCACAUCAGCUUUAUAUGGUCGUCUUUCAAAUUUAGUUGGUCGACGUUUAUCACUUUUUAUAGCUCUCACCCUAUUCACCAUCGGAACUAUAGCAUGCGGACUUUCUACUUCCAUGAAUUCCUUCAUCCUCGCUCGUUUUGUGGCUGGUAUGGGCGGUGGUGGGGUUAUGACCACUAGCAGCAUCAUCGCGUCUGAUCUUGUACCGCUCAAUCGAAGAGGAGUGGUUCAAGGACUUGCAAAUAUCUGUUUCGGGGCUGGUGCCGCCUUAGGUGCACCUUUGGGUGGAUGGCUUGCAGAUGGGCUAGGUUGGAGGUACGCUUUCAUAGUCCAGGUACCAGUCCUCGUUCUUGCAAUGGGAAUGGUGGCAUAUCUCAUCGAUUAUCGCUGUGAAGGUGAGGCAGUCGAUAAAGCGGAAUUGAUCCGCCGGAUUGAUUGGUGGGGAAGCUUGACUUUAGUACUAUGGGUCAGUUUUCCUCUUUCGUGUUUUUGGACAGAUCCUCGAGUUUAUCUCACACUACUCUCCUUUAUUUGCUUCUUCGUGGUCUUUGUCUACAUUGAGGCUCGAGUAGCUUCUGAACCCGUACUACCGAUCAAGUUACUCAAGCUUAAGUCACCAUCCUCAAUUGCUUGUACAUUUUUCUUGAUCAGUGUACUAUACAUGUACCCCAUGUACCUCGAAACCGUUGCAUCUCAAACAUCCUCUCAAGCAGGCCUUCAUCUGGUCCCGAAUUCCAUUGCCAUAGCCUUUGGGUCUCUCCUAGCAGGGCUCAUGAUCCGGCUCACUUCUCGGCAUAGAACACCCACUAUAAUUGGUACAGUCGUAUUUGGAACUGGUUCAGCUAUCAUGGUCGCGAGUGGGUUGCAACAAGCAUGGGCACAAUGGAUUGCCAUCGUUCCAAUCGGAUUUGGGUUUGCAUGGGUUGCUACUUCCUUGCUCGUUGGCUUGAUGACUUCAGUCUCGACUGAAGAAAUGGCAAUCGCCACAGCACUCACCUACCUCUUUCGGUAUACUGGACAAGUAGUAGGAGUCGCAAUUAGUGGAGCAAUCCUACAGAAUGUAUUAGUGCGAGAACUUCAUGCAAGGAUUACUGGACCUGGAUCCCUUGAGAUCAUUGAUAAGAUUAGAAAACAAUCAUCUAUUGUUUCUCAUUUACCAACUGAAACUUUGAGACUUAUUGCUAAAGAAAGUUAUUCAAAAGGGUUGAUGAAAGUUUUUGAAUGGAAUUUAAUUCUUUCUGGUCUUGCGAUUUUGACUACCUUCUUUAUUGAUGAAUCUACAGUAGAAAGGUGA